UACUACAUCGAAUCCGCGAGUUAGCCGAAAUAGUAUGGUGUUACCUCGGGUCAAGAAUGUUACGAAUCGGAGUACGAGUACAACAUUUUGUGCGGUUGUUUGUCGACUUUGUGCGGUUUGAAUGUUAACGGACUGAAACUUACACGGUGUUUUGUGAAUAUUAAAACAAAUUUUUAUCGAGUUUUCGCUCAAUUUUUCCCCCCUUGUUAUCAUAGUGUUAGUGAAAUAAAUGUGAAGUUUUCGUGUGUGACUAUUUUCAUAAGGAAAUUUUCAAAUGCUUAAGUGGGCAGUCGGACAAAGAGUACCAUCUUCAGCAUCGUCAACGUGUUCCGAUAUUACUCCAAGUGUUGCUUGUUGCUCUUCUACCUUCAGACAGAACACAUUCAAGUUACAUUCGGCCGGUAGAUCAGCCGUUCGGACUGCAUAUGUUCGAAAUUUAAAAACCGCCGAUAAAGAAAAUAGAAAAUGCAGGAGAUCUUUGGAAAAAGAAAUGAAAACUGUAUCAGGAUCUUCACGUUCUCGAGACAGCAUUUACAUGCAUCUAGAUAACCUUCCGGCCGCUCUCCGGGAUGUGAGUAAUCAUUGGUCACCGGGCUGUGAGAAUAUUCCGGAACGGGACAGAAAUGUGAUAAAAAAACGAAAUGUACGGUUGAAGAAGAGUCCAUGCAGAGUUAAUUCACAUAAAAGUAGCGCUCUGCAACCGUUAAAUUCGACAAAUGAAAAUAAAAAACAAGUUUGCGAAAGCCAAGACGAAUGUCACGUUACCACGAAAGAAGCUAAAGACCCCAUAAUCGGCGUAUUGGGUAAAAAGAAGCAACCUUGUUCGAAUAAUCAUGACGUAGACACGUUACCUACAUCAACCAGUGACAGUCCAGUCGACCGAUUACCAGAUUGCGAGCGAAAUAAAACCUCAAUGUUGGUCGACAAUGGACUCUACUUCACCAUACAAACCUCGCCGCCGGACGAGCCGGACGAACUGUUCCAUAAAGAAUUACCAAUACCUAAUAAUUUGAAGAAACCUAAUUUUAAACUAAUAGACGACUGUGAUAAUAAUUUAAAUUUCAAAGAGAAUCAUUUGCCGAAAACAAAUGAAGCUUGUAUCUGUGAUAUUGACGGUAACCGAUGCGCUGUAUCGUCGCUGACCAAAAGCCUAUCGUGGCUCAGGCUGAAUACGCGAACGGCCAAAGACCUGGCUAAACUAAAUCUGCUGCAUUUCGAACCAGAAGACGAUAACGAGCGUUUCGACAGCAGUUUAGAAAUAAGUAACCCGAAUUCGGCUGUUUUGAGUGAAAAUAGUUUUUCAAUAGCUUCUGCGAGUCCGGCGGCUACCAUUUCGAAAGCUUCGUUGAAACGUAAAUUUACAUCGAGUCGAGAUACCAAUUUGGAAGAUCAUCGAGAAUGCGAAAUCGCCGCCAACGAAGACGAUUACGACGUCGCCGAGAAAAUAAAAUCUAAACGACGUUGCGUGAUAUUCAACGAGCAGUCGUUCCCGCUCAAUACUCCGCCGUGUUCGGAAAAAAGUCACAUUUCUUCGGGCGUUACUUCCAUCGAUUUAGAUAAACCGUCGACACUGAAACGGCAAAAAGUCAUCCGAAGGAAAAACACGAAUAGAAAACGUGAUUUUGUGACAGUACCGCAAACGAUAUACAAUAAAAAUUUAAAAUCGUGGUUGACCCUGCCUAAUGGUAUACCUAGUCCGUUCGAAGUGAACGAAAAACAAUUCAAGAUUCUAUCUUGUACUCCUAUGACCACUCAAAACAUAUCGCCCUCCAUUUGCGACGAUACUUUAGAAUUCAGCCUGAUGAAAAAAGCUGUUUCAACUCCUAAACCUAACUUUGUUCUCGAGUUAACCGAAGACGUGUUUUUAAGCCCCGGAAUUAGACCUUUGCUGGAUUCGGUUUUGACGAACACGUCUUUAGAAAAUAACCACACGGAUUCGAAAAAUGAAACCGACGAUACUAACGAUACUACGUGCGCUUUACUCACCGUAUCCGAACAACAGACUUGGAAUUCUCAUCAUAUUUUACCAGAUGCGGAUCCACUCUCGUCCACUGAUAACGAUAUCAAUUGUUCCACCUCGAGUAUGAGAUCGAGUAAUUCUUCAAAGAUCAACGACGAUCAAGAUGUUUUCUCUAGUAUUGUUUCAUCGACACCGACUUUAGCAUCCAGUCCUACAAGCACUUCAGAACGGCACCCUCGUUCCAGACGAUGCUUAUCGUUCAUUUCGCCUCCAAAUUCUAAAAGUUCAGCCAAACAGAAUCGCUGCGAAACUGGCCAAUUAGAUUUACGUAUUUACUUCAAUAAUGGACUUUUAACCGUGCAUAUUAUUCGGGCCAGAAAUUUAGUAAGAAGCUCCGGGGAAUUACCUUGUAACGCUUAUGUUAAAGUCAAUUUGGUACCGCAAGGAUGUGUGAAAACGUUCCACCGAACAUGCGUUCGAAAAAAUUCAUGUAAUCCGAAAUUCGACCACAAGUUUUCGAUGGAAAUCAUGGAGAAUGAUUUGAAUAAGAGGGUGUUAAUUUCAGCUUGGCAUCGUGAUCGUGGUAAACAGAAAAGUGAAUUCUUGGGUUGUAUGUCAUUUGCUGUAAAAAACGUUCUUAGAAAGGAGAUUAAUGGCAGUUACAAAUUAUUGUCUCAAAAGUCGAAUAAAUCAUAUGUUUCGCAAUUUCAAGCCCAAGUCGACGUAAUGAGCAGUCAAACUGUUUCAUAUUCUCUCGAGAAAACGAGCAAUGCUGAAAUAGAUAAAUAUUCAGGUAACGAUAAAUUAAAAUCAAUGACAGUAACGAAGAAGGAUAUGAAUAAAGUCCACGAAGAAUUCCUAUUUCUUCAGCAUUUAGAAUUAGAUCCAGCUCCUUCGAACAAAGACUCGUCCGAUCCGAAGAAAUCCGGCCGCACUCCAUUUACAACUACUCAUAAGUUAACUAGGCAAUCUAGUAAAAGCUACGGAUUUUCAAUCGCUUGGACUCAUCCCCCGAGGAUUGAAAGAGUCGAAGCUGAUUUACCUGCCGAUUUAGCGGGUUUGAAACCUGGUGACAAUGUAAUUUUUGUGAAUAAAAUAAACGUAGUUACGCUACCCGAAGAAAAAAUCUUGGAUAUAAUCAAAAAUUGUGGAAACCAACUGGUUUUGGAAAUAUAUCGCAAGCCCCCGGUAGCCAAUGGUAGUAUUAAUUUCGCCUCUCAACCGAUCAUUCAUCAGUUACCGCCCAAAAAACAAUCGUCGUUCAAAGUACGUGUGUCAGAAAAUUCGUCGAAUAAUAAAAUUGAAAGCCGCUCGACGACUGCGUAUUCAACAGCUACCGCUGCUUCGACGGAAACUUCAAAAAGACGAUUACAGUUACCACAAAUUACCUUCUCAUCUGAGGAAAAAGUCGAUCCAGCAGAAAAUUCUCGCCAAUUUUACGUUUUCCAAUUGCUAAAAAAAGAGCAACAAUACGCUUUAAGUUUACAAUUCGGCAUUAGCAGAUUUUUGCUGCCAUUGGCCGAAAGAAGAGAUGUAAUGAGACCAAACGAACAUCAAGUUCUUUUUCAAAACGUCCAAGAGCUUCUUCGAAUCACCGAAGAUAUAUUAGAACGUACGUCGCAAGAUGAAGGCGAAGGGUAUGGUAAAUGUAUAGGAAAACUAUACAUGAAAAAGUUCCCAGCCAUAAAUGCGGCUUAUCGAAAAUAUUGCUGUGGUUUGAAAAAAGCUGACUGUAUUUUAGUUGAAAAAACGCGUUGUAGUGAAUUUAUGCGUUUAGUGACUGAUCCACCGAUACCUAAAAAAAGACCAGAUUUAGUUUCAUUCAUACAUAAACCAUUGCAGCACUAUCGAGAUAUUUUGAAAUCGUUGCAACUCAUAGCAAAUUGUAAAGAAUCAAAAGAAAUAGAUCAUCACAUAUUAACGAAAUUAAUAUCCGAAUUGCAGGCUACUUAUAGAGAUAUAACUGUGGAAUCAGGAUUGAUGGAUUGUAGCACUGAAGGAAGACCAAUACUUUCAUUGCAAGACUUAGAAAGCCGUUUAGUAUUUACUCGAUGCAAGCCAUUCACGUUAAAUAUGCAAGGACGAAAAUGGAUUUUUGGUGGAGACUUGAGUCGAGUCGAAGGAAAAUCUACGAGAUCGUUUUGGACUUUAUUGUUUUCAGAUAUUUUAUUAUUUACGAAAAUUAAUAGAGAUCGAGUGGUCUUUGUUACCGAAGAACCGUUGCCUUUAUCGACUGUAAAUGAAACGCAAUUUAAUAUUAAGAAAAGAGAUACUGAAUUCAGAUUAAUAAUUGGACCGAACGUUCGAGGAAAUAUUAACCUGGCUUCGGGUAACAACAGUCCAGCUCAACAAGGUUGCGUACCCAUGGUACAUUUUCAUAGUCCAUUAGCUCGAAGAUCACCACAAAAUAAAGACGUACGCAGACGAACACUCGUAUUUCGUGCUCCGUCUCCUGAACUGAAAGCUGUUUGGCAGAAUCUCAUACAACGUCAAAUAAUCAAAAUAAACACUACCGGACAAGGCAUUACACCAGCCAGUAGUCCAAUGGAAUCACCAAAUCAAUACACCACAGCUGAAUCAUUGGGUACGAUGGAUACCAAUUCGACCAUUUACAAACGCCAGUGCGAUGGUCCUAUCAACGACUUCAUCGAAAAUAAAUGCAAACAAAUUGGUAAAUCUACUGAAAAAGGUAGAGCGUAUCAUUUGGUGCAAUGGAUGAAGGGUGAAUUCGAUAAAGACUGCAAUAAUUCUCAGACUUGGUCGGAACCUGAUAUCGAAAUUUGGUCCGAAGAAAUGCUGAAAGAGAAAACCGAGAAACUCGAUAUAAAUUUGAAUUACGAAGAUAACGUAAGCGCUGUUACUGAAAUUGAUCUCGUGUGUGAAGAAUCGAGACAUGUGAACGAAGAAUCCAAUUGUACGAAUGAUAAAGUGUCACUAUGUCAGAAAUGUCACGAAACCUGUCUACCUUUGAGUCCAAAAAAUGGAAGAGAAGAAAAACCCGCCAUGAAAAUAGACGCUUUCCUCGAUUCGCAAAAUAAGUGGGAGAAUUUACCUAUACCAACACUUCUGAGUCCAACCGAGCCAUUUAAUCCAAUUCCAAAUAUUGCCAUAACACCUCCAGAUACACCCCAUGCUCAAUUUCUACAUGUGACAAGCUAUCGUUUUUGUCUUGCUAAUGAAAAUAAAGAAAACGCUGAUAACAAUAAUCAUACGAAAAGCGAAGAUGAAGAUGACGACGAUUCCAAUUCCGAAGACACUUUACCUUAUAAAAGCUUGCAAAGCAGAUCAACCAGUUCCUUGAAACGUUUUGUGUCAUUUACAAAUUUAAACGCAAUGGCUGAUGAGGAUGAUUCAGAUAAAGAUGUCGAAGGCAACAACACAGAUGUCAAUGCGAAUGAUACCACCAAUGAUAACGUCGAUAACACGACGGAAAAUCCUCCUGCAAUGAGUUGGGCCAACAGAGCAACUACUUUUGUUGCUCAAAAGAUCGCAGCCUUCGAAAGAAUAGGCGAAAAUAUGAAUUCGUCGGUUUUUUUAGAAAGUUUGAAGUAUUUACGUCCGUCUCGAGAUUACGAAUUAACAUCUACUAGUCAAACAUUAGCAUUCGAAGAAGACUGUGAAAAUUCUGGAGGUACUUCGGGAGAUGAAUUUUGGGGUACUCCGAAUAGUGGAGGAGCUUCAGUUGCUUCGAAUGAGGGGGCAGCUCUGUCGCCAUCUUCUUCUCACGAUGAUGAAGACGACGAUAGUGAGAAACAAAUCAUGGAGGAAAUGCUGCUGAAUAGGACGACUGCGAUGUUAGCUCAGCAACAUAACAUGACUCCGAGUAGAAUGAUGUCAAAUAAAGCUAGAUUAGAAACAUUACCAGAGGACGAAGAAGAAAACAUGACCAAGUCGUCGUCAAUGUCGACUAUAUCUUCUCAAGCCACAUCUGUCACUGCGAGCGAAUGUACUAUGAGCUGUCCUGUUACCACGCAACACGAUGAGAAAUCAAACACUUUGAAUAAUUCGUACUCAUCCCACAUCGGACAAUCCAGCUCCGUUUUUAGCGAAUUUACUAUGAAGGGGAGUCAAUCGAUGGAGGAGUCGAAUAAUAACGAAGUGGAAACAAAAAUUCAAGUCAAAAACACACACAUUAAAAAAUCAAAAUUAGUUAGAUUUUUUAGCAGAGUUGCGCCCAAUGAGGUAGGUAGUAUUGAUCAAAAUGUAAACUUAUACCUAAUUGCAUGCUAUAUUUUUUCGAAUUCAACUUAAAACUCUUAACCGUUUUACGACAAUUUGCAAAGAUGAUCGUUCUAUUUUAAAUUAUAGGAAGAUAAAAAUGAGAAUAAAUUUUGGAGAAAAUUACGAAGAAGACAAACAAACUAACUGUGAUAAAUUUAAGGUACCUAAAUGAUACUACUGGAAUGUCUGAAAUAAAAUAGAAAAAUUUUUCAUUUACUCACUAUGAUUACUUUACUUAUAUUAUGAUAAUGAAUUUUAAUGUAAAUGUGUUUCACAGCAAACAAACCCAAAAAAAGACUGAUAACAUAGCAAUGUACGAGUAAUUCCCAAGCAUUAUAGUUCUUAAAUUAACUGUCAGGAGUCUCAUAGCUGAUUGGAAGUUCGAGAGGAAGAUUUAUAUGGCCAUAAAAAUUCGGCUAAUUGAGAGCGAGUCGACAAAUUUUUGAAAUCGAUUCCUUUUUGCUUGUGGAUCUUUGUAAAAGUUACAGGAGAUAAAGGUAGUGAUGAGAAAAUGGUAAAAUGACCAGGAAGAGCAUGAACUUCAGCUCUUGAGAAAUGAGUUAUGUAUCGUAAUUAGUCAGUAUGUUAAUAAAUUUGCAUACCCAGUUCGCCGUUAUUUUGAAUGAAUGAUUUUUUAGGCAUGUUAAUGACCGAUAACGUCUUCGAGUUGGAGUUUAAGGUUUGCGAAUUUGUUUGAUAUUCCUAUUUGGCUCCCAAUGAAUUGACUUAUUUUCUGAGAUACAGUUGCAAGUUCCUCAUUUUUUAUUAUGAUUGAGACAUACAUUUUUUUUUUAUGAACCUUUCUGUGAAUUUUUCCAAGUGUAGUCAAGUAUAUCUAUCUCAAACUUACUUACCUAAGUUUCAUUUUCAUGAUGUGGCCAAGUCAAGAGUAAUACCUAAUCUAAAGUUGAUAUUUUCCAUUAAUUCAAUGACAAACUGUAUAGUCAUUAAGCUCAAUUUGUUGUAUUUCUUUUUUAUAACCUUAUUGUUUUUGUUGAUUGUUCAACAGCCUUAUUAAUAAAAGAUGAUACUGUU
This is a messenger RNA of Planococcus citri (citrus mealybug), 7216 nucleotides long. RefSeq names its product Protostome-specific GEF (gene PsGEF). Bases 275 to 6211 code for a protein of 1978 amino acids. The transcript has 29 exons. NCBI's taxonomy places the organism in Eukaryota, Metazoa, Arthropoda, Insecta, Hemiptera, Pseudococcidae. Gene Ontology annotation, cellular component: plasma membrane; nucleus. Gene Ontology annotation, molecular function: protein binding; guanyl-nucleotide exchange factor activity. The record is from RefSeq and is a predicted model, not a curated record.